Messenger RNA from Linum trigynum, 5256 nucleotides. Lineage: Eukaryota; Viridiplantae; Streptophyta; Magnoliopsida; Malpighiales; Linaceae. The record is from the annotation of a GenBank genome assembly.
CUCCUUUUUGUUGAUCCAGAAACACACCGGCAAAGAAACUAGUGAAAUUUCCUGGUGCAAAUAUUUGAAGAGAAAAACACUCAGCCAGAAACAACGUUGUUUGUCUGUUGUUCAAAAUCAAAGACCCAUUAAGAAAAAAAAAAAAAAACCUGGAAAAGAAGUAUACUUAAUCGCUACUUGCCAAAAUUAUCCAUCCAGAGAUUCAAAUUUAAAAAACAAAAAGAAAAGAAGAAAUUGAAACAGGGGGCCGGGGAAGGAAGAGAUGGAGUUGGAAUCGAACAAGGGAAGCAGAAGGAUGGGGGAUGGAGGAGGAGGAGGAGGGAUGACCAAAUCGAUGAAGAAAGCCCUUCUAAUAGUCAACUGCAUUCUCCUCUCCCUGGGAAGCGCAUGCGGCCCACUGGUCCUCCGCCUAUACUUCCUCAAAGGCGGUAAGGGGGUAUGGAUCUCUGCGGCCCUGGAAACUGCAGGUUGGCCUUUCAUCCUCUUGGCGCUCCUCGUGUCCUACCUUUACCGCCGUAGUAGAAAUGGGCCCCAAGCCACUAAGCUCUCCUUCAUUACCUGGCGCCUGUUUCUGGCAUCGGCGGUGCUUGGAGUCCUAACAGGCCUCGAUGACUACCUCUACGCAUCCGGGGUUUCCUACAUCCCCGUCUCCACCUCUGCCCUAAUCAUCGCCUCCCAGCUGGCCUUCACCGCCGUUUUCGCCUUCUUGCUGGUGAGGCAGAAGUUCACCGCCUUCUCCGUCAACUCAAUAUUCUUGUUGUGCUUGGGAGCCGGGGUGCUCGCAACGCACGCCGGCUCUGACAAGCCGCCCGAUGUGACCAAGGAGAAAUACUUUUUGGGAUUCUUCAUGACCGUGGGCGCCGCGGUGCUGUACGGAUUCGUCCUCCCUGCCAUUGAGUUCACUUACAUGAAGGCCACCCAGUAUGUCUCUUACACGCUAGUUAUGGAGAUGCAAAUGGUCAUGUUCUUCUUCGCUACGCUCUUCAACGUCGUUGGCAUGAUCGUCCACAAUGAGAUCCAAACAAUGCCAAAAGAAGCCAGAGAAUUCGAGUUUGGAAAAGUGGGGUAUUGCUUAGUGUUGAUAGCAACGGCGUUGAUAUGGCAGUGCUUCUUCGUGGGAGCUGUCGGGGUUGCGUCAAUUGGUUCUUCUUUGCUCUCUGGAGUACUCAUCGCCACCUUCUUGCCGGUCACUGAGGUUUUGGCUGUCUUCAUCUAUCACGAGCCAUUUGGUUCUGAGAAAGCUAUUGCUCUCAUCCUCUCAAUUUGGGGUUUCGUCUCUUAUUUCUAUGGCGAGUACAAGCAGACCAAAAAGUCAACACCUACCUUGGGAUGACCCAUCAUCUAAUCUUUGUAAAACUUCAAUACAUUAAUUUGUACCAUUAGACCUAACUUAUAGCUAGUAGCUAGGCACCUUCUCCUCUAAUAUGCUCUCUCUCUCUAGGAAAUAAAGGUUAUGCGUUGUCAAUUCGCCUUGAGGUGAACUUUUUGAGUUGAUUUAUGCGUCUUGGGAAAUUUUGAAUCACUUCCCCUUUUUCUUUUUUCUCCUGAUACAGAAGCCACAAAAAUUUCUCUAGCCUGCUCAAAGGCAAUCAUUUGUCAGCCCAAUCAAACUUUGAAAGUCUGGAUAAAAUGUCUUCAUACUUUUGAAGGAAAUCAAAUGAAACCUUGAGUUGUUUAUAUUGCUUCUAGGAAGACAUGGCGGUGGAACUAACUUCAAAAUUAUAUGUGUUUGAAAGUGGAAAGAUGAGAGCUAUUAGUCUACCAUCUUCUAAGAUCCCAAUUCAAUCUUUAAAAAUUAAUUGGGUGCGCCUAUGGUGCGUUGCAAGUCACCAUAACUUGCACAGUUCGGUCGACCUAUUCUUAACUGCGGUCGACCUAAUCCCCUAACUAAAGUGUUCACUCUAAUUUUGUACAAAUGACCAACAACAGAGAAUUGGUCGACCUGAAAUAUUAUUAAUGAGGUCGACCUUAAAGACGUAAGUUGCCACUACUACAACCAAUUAGGUCGACCUUUGCUCUUCCUAGGUCGACCUAUCUAGCAGAAUAAUAUUAGUUUGCCAACAAAAAGAUGUGUAAUACUAUCACGAACAAUUGAUAGGUCGACCAGACACAUUGACCGGCCGACCUUUUAAGCACAACAUAGUCUUGCAAACAAAGCCAAAGUCGACAUUCUGGAUAAACAAGCAAAACAAACAGAAACGGUCGACCAUGAUAAGAAUUAGGUCGACCUAUUGGGUUUGAUCUUCCUUACCUCGCAAGUACAGAAGUCCGAGUGAUGUGGCCUAAAUUCAAUUUCUCGCAAUUGUCAAACAGAGGCCGACCUGAUUGAAAUAAGGGUCGAUCGAAUGGUCUUCUGCAUGCAACAAAACAUCAAAUUAAACGGUGCAAAUUACGAAUUAGAAAAGAUGACAGCGAUAGCUAAAAUAGGUAGACCUCACCUUUCACAUGGUCGCCCUCUUGAAAAACGUACAACAGCAACCACAAAUGAUCUUCUUCUUCACUAAAGCUCUAACCAUACAAAAAAAUCAAAUUCAGAGUUUCGGUGGCGGUGAAAGUGACAUAUAUUCGUAUUUAUAGAUAUUUAGGACGAGAUUGGGCUGAAGUAAGUGAUAGACAAGUUAGGGUUACCUUUCUGGUGUUGGAAUCCUUAUCCAAUACAGAUAUGGUGUGCACACGGUCGACCUCAUACUUGUCAGGUCGACCGUUUAUACUAUUCAUAAAUAAUCCCGACUUUGAUGUUGAUCAGUUAAUGAAACAGAGAUCGACCUUUUCACUUACGAGGUCGACCUUUUAAUAGCAAAAUAGUCGGUCUUUGAGAUAUUUGGGUCGACCUUUUAUAUUGUUCGCUUGCCAAAGAGGUCGACCAUUUGCUGUAAAAGGUCAACCGCGUCGUCGAGUCUCACAAAACCGAAACAACAGAUUAGGUCGACCGAAAAAUGCAAGUUUCGCUGACUUCAAAUCACUGUAACAAAGUCCUAAAAAUUACUGUAAUUUUUUUAUUUUCACCUUCUUACUCAAAAAUCUUAUUUCUACACCGUAAUAAGACUUCGUCAUUUAUCUAGAAAGCUGGUUCACAAUGCAUACAUUCAUUAUUUCCUAAUAAAUACUUAGAAAUAGAUAAUUGGAAAAUAAUCUUGUGGUUGAUGAUGAACAACUUCUUUUGAGAUUUUCAUUCAUGGCCAACUGUUUCAAUUUUCAGUUGUUUGUUACGUAAUAUCAAUUCAUAACACACAAAUGGACACAACUAAUAAUAUUUUCAUGAUUGUUGAGUGAAAAUAAAAUAAAUUUUCUUACUAUGAGUGUUUUGUUUUGAUCAUAAGUUGUUCCGGAAUAAAUUAAGUUAAGUUCGGUUUCUGUUUGCCAGCAUUUUUCUUUUUUGAAUUUGAUGUAGUAACUUUUAUUUUCUAAAGAAUUUUGUACAGAAAAAGUGAUUAAUUAAAUUUUAUAUAAUGAUAUCAAUAUUGAUAUGUUAUGGACAUAUUUUUUUAGUGUGAUAGGUUGACAUAUUCAUACAAAGCAUUUGAGUUUUGAUAUGUUCACAUGUGAAUACACUUGAUACAUGUUUUAAAUACUCUAGAUUCUAGACACUUGUUGCGAAUACUCUUAAGACGUUAUGUUAAUGAUCACACUGAAGACAUGUUGCGAUUUUCUUAAAUGUGUCUCGAAUGCACUUGCGAAUUGCCAUAUUGUCUAAAGAUAUGUGUUAUUCAUAAAAAUCUUCAAUUACAUGUCCAAAAUAUAUCAAGAUUUGUAUUGUUGGAUGCAGAAAAAUAAUAAAGGGUAGUUUCUUUACCAAUUUUCUUUAAAAAAAACCAAGUUCAACUAUUUUUUAUUUAGAUACCAAGCAAAAUGUUCAUUUAUAUUACGUAACUUUGAAUAUGUCACAUAUAUACUAAGUCGUUUGUUCCAUUAGUUGACUCCAUAUAAUAUGUAACUUUCAAAAAUUUCAUUUAGAUACCAUUUAGAUACCAAGCAAAAUGAAAUUUUCAUUUAUACGUAAGUUUCAAAAAAACAUAUAUUUAUAUUACGAAAACAAUUUAAUAGCCAUAUUAUCAAUUUUUCGUUUGGUUGAUUUUUAGUUGACUGCAAAAUGGCAACUUCCUUUACACGUCAGAAAAUUUAUUUGCAUAUUAAGCAUGCCUAGACUUUUGCACUUUUUGUGGCUUGAGAAGGUUCGUUUUGCUUUGUAUUUGGGUACUUAGCAACCUGAUUGAGAAAGAGCAAUUUCGCCCGUUAGCACUUGCAUAUGGGUCUAUGUUCAACUCAUUUUCCUCGAUCGUAAUGCAGUAAUGAAUGUAAGAAAAUUCACCAAAGUCCAAAACAAGUGUGUAGCGCUUAAGGCUGUUAAAGGAUGAAUACAGGGUCCCUGAAGUGCUCCACAACUCAAACUAUACGGACCAAAAUAAUAAGUUCCGAUCGGUUUGGCGAAAUAUAUUCCGGUUUGGUUCAGAUUUUUCACCAAACGCGAAAUUCUAGAGCUUUCCCUUUUAUAAUGCCUCUAUCGUCCUGUCCCCUCCCCUCCACUAAAACAACACUUCUUCUUCUUCACCUUUUCUCCCUUCUCUCUCUAGCCCCCAACAAAAAAACUUCUCCAUUGCUCCUCAUAUAUGAUCACUCCAUCUCCCUCUCCCUCAAAUAUAUACUUCUCUUUUUUUCCCGGUGGGUCGACGUUAGUUGUACAGGAAUUAAUGAAGGACAACGAGAUCUCGGUGUGUGGGGACGGGAGGUGGGUGGCGGCAGGAGGGGCGACGAUGCUCCAAUCCCACCGACGGGCGACGAUGAAGAGUUGAGAAAUUUGAUCUAGGUUUCGAUGCAUGUGGGAUUUUAUAUUUGGAUUUGGGUUUCUGGUUCCAGGGAGGAGAAGAUAGAGUAAAGAGAGGAAAGGGCAUUGAACUCUAGCGGCCGGCCAGUGAGACUAGAGAUGAGAAUUUCAGGAACGGAGGUGGAAGAUUGGUGGCUGCCAGAGUGGCGGCUAGGCAUUGGCUGUUGUGGGAGUUGGCAUAGGGAUAAGAGUGGGAGGCGAGUGUGAGCUAGAAGAUGUAUGGGCUUAUGAGGCUUAACCUGGUGGGGGGAUUAGGCUUCGGGGUAGUUCAUUGGGCUAUGGGGGGACUGGGCUAAGAAGUGUAUUGACUAGGAAACACAUUUCGAUAGGUCGGUUUGGAAUUCAGUAACUCGGUGCGGUCGAGAGGAUCCUAGUUUCCGAAUUAGGCCUAUUACACUUAUGAAUUUCGAGCCAAAUAAUGUCAUUUCAAUUUC